CCCCGCCUCCCCCACAUCUAUCGUAGGCGCGGCGGGGGGAAUCGUUAGCGUCCCCACCCCCGUAUGUAAAUAAGGGAGGCCGUGGCGGGCUUUUGGGCGGGACGACGUUGUUCUGUCCCUGGCUACCGCGGCGCCGGCGCAGUAGGAGUUGGGCUCGCGCAGGAGGUCGCUCGCGGCCGCCACGACCCGCGCUGAAGGGCAGGCGCAGCACGUGUUUCUGCUAUGGAGUUUGAGGAGCUGGGGAUCCGGGAGGAGUGCGGCGUGUUCGGCUGCAUCGCCUCCGGCUCGUGGCCCACGGAGCUCGAUGUGCCCCAUGUGAUCAUGCUAGGGCUGGUGGGGCUACAGCACAGGGGCCAAGAAAGUGGUGGAAUUGUGACAAGUGAUGGAGACUCAGCCCAAACAUUCAAAGUGCACAAGGGAAUGGGUCUUAUUAAUCAUGUGUUCAGUGAAGACAGUCUGAAGAAGCUGUAUGUUUCAAAUCUCGGAAUUGGCCACACUAGGUAUUCCACGUCAGGAAUCUCUGAAUUAGAGAACUGCCAACCUUUCGUUGUAGAAACUCUUCAUGGGAAGAUUGCUGUGGCGCACAAUGGUGAAUUAAUAAAUGCUAAACAACUCAGAAGAAAGCUGAUGAGACAUGGUGUGGGACUAUCGACCAGUUCUGACAGCGAGUUGAUCACCCAGCUGCUGGCAUUCACACCUCCACUAGAGAAUGAUGAUACCCCAGACUGGGUGGCAAGAAUCAAAAAUUUAAUGAAUGAAACCCCUACUUCAUAUUCACUACUAAUGAUGCAUAAAGACAUAAUCUAUGCAGUACGUGAUCCCUAUGGGAAUCGUCCACUUUGCAUUGGUCGUCUCAUUUCAGUAGGCAGUAUGAGUGGAAAAGGGAAGAAAAACAGUGAAACAGAAGGAUGGGUGGUCUCCUCUGAAUCCUGCAGCUUUUUAUCUAUUGGUGCACAGUAUUAUCGUGAAGUCCUCCCCGGGGAGAUUGUGAAGAUAUCCAGAUAUGAUGUCCAAACACUGGAUGUUGUGCCAAGACCUGAAGGAGAUCCAUCAGCAUUUUGUAUCUUUGAAUAUGUUUAUUUUGCAAGGCCCGACAGCAUUUUUGAAGGUCAAAUGGUGUAUUCAGUCAGGAGAAGAUGCGGUCAGCAACUUGCUGUUGAAGCACCGGUGGAAGCAGACUUGGUUAGCACGGUACCAGAAUCUGCAACACCAGCAGCACUAGGUUAUGCACAAAAGUGUGGGCUGCCAUAUGUUGAAGUACUUUGUAAAAAUCGAUAUGUAGGAAGAACUUUUAUUCAACCAAACAUGCGGUUAAGACAGCUAGGAGUGGCAAAAAAAUUUGGAGUCCUAUCUGACAACUUUAAAGGCAAAAGAAUUGUGCUAAUCGAUGAUUCUAUUGUGCGGGGCAAUACCAUCUCUCCCAUAAUAAAGCUGCUCAGGGAAUCUGGUGCUAAGGAGGUGCACAUCCGUGUGGCUUCACCUCCCAUAAAAUUUCCUUGUUACAUGGGAAUAAAUAUUCCAACAAAAGAAGAACUCAUUGCCAACAAACCUGAAUUUCAUGACCUUGCAAAAUACAUAGGAGCGGACAGUGUGGUUUAUCUUUCUGUGGAAGGGUUGGUAUCCUCUGUACAAGAAAGUAUCAAAGCAAGGCAAGAAAAUCAAAACAGCCUUAAAACCAAUAAGUCUUGUGUUAGAAAGAUUGGCCACUGUACAGCAUGUCUUACUGGGGAAUACCCAGUAGAGCUCGACUGGUGACUUUAAUGCCCAAGUACCAUUGCUGAAUGUAGUUUUUUUGAAUUGAGAAGUAUGUUGUACUUAACAGUGCAUAGCAUCUUCUUAUAUUUAGCAAGCCACUUAAAGCUAGUGAUGUCUAAUUGCUGUUCCAAAAAUGUCUCUGCAGACUUUCUAUAAAGUUUAUGAUGAUGAAAAUCAUAUAAUGUAAGUACUUGGAUAAAUAAAAUAAAAAUCAUGGACAAUCGUG
This is a messenger RNA of Gopherus flavomarginatus (Mexican gopher tortoise), 1981 nucleotides long. RefSeq names its product phosphoribosyl pyrophosphate amidotransferase (gene PPAT). The record is from RefSeq and is a predicted model, not a curated record. The transcript has 11 exons. NCBI's taxonomy places the organism in Eukaryota, Metazoa, Chordata, Testudines, Testudinidae. Gene Ontology annotation, molecular function: amidophosphoribosyltransferase activity. Bases 223 to 1755 code for a protein of 510 amino acids. Gene Ontology annotation, biological process: purine nucleotide biosynthetic process; purine nucleobase biosynthetic process.